UUUUUUUUUUUGUUUUAUUUUGAUUUAUAAAAAUAGACAAUGACCAGUCGUUUACCUAUUUUAUUCAAUACUACUGUGAAACGUGGUUUAAGGGAAACAGCUAGAGUGACUCAUCAACAACAACAUCGGGUUAUUCGUAGAUCAUAUAUAACACAUCAAGAACAACGAACUGGUUCCAACACUACACCUCUUCUCAUUGGUGGUCUAUUAGCUCUUAGUGGUCUUGUAUUUUAUUCUCGACAUGAAGCUGCGUUGUCAGGUGAAAAGCAACAUAUAGAUCCAAGUGAUAUCAAAGGAAAGGAAAUUCAACAAGAUAAAGAACUUGAAGAAAAAGUACAACAAACAGAUUAUCCAAUACAACCAUCAGAUCAUCCAUUUGUCACCAAGAAAGCUGGAUAUGUAGAUCCUGCUGAUAUCACUCGUCAAGAUCCGUCCAAGCCUGGUACCAUCAAGGAAGGUGUACAAUAUACUGAAAAUUUAAUUGCUGGUAAAGUGGAUUUAGCACAUCAAGUGGCUACGGACAAGAUACAAUCGGUGGAAGAAAAAAUCGAUGAAGCCAAUUGGGAUAUCUUUCCAGGCAAGACGGAAGAGUUGAAAGGGUCAUGGGACAGUACGAAAAAGACGCUUCAAGAUUCGUGGGAUCGGUUUUCCAACAAUAUCAGUCGUGAAUUGACCAGUUUACAAGGUGAAUUGGAUAGCGCCAGACAACAACUUCAAGACAAGAUGAACGAGGCGAAAGAAAAAGGACGUGCUGGGGUAGAACAUAUCAGUGAUGAAGCAAGCAAGCGUUCGCAACAAGCCUAUGAAGAUCUGGAUGCCAUUUCAACCCAAUGGAUCAAGGAUGCCGACCGUGUUCGCAAACAAACACAAGAUUAUUGGGAUACGUUCACCAAGGAUGUCUCUGAUAAUGCACAACGUACACAAAAGAUAUUGGAUGAUCAGGCAAAACAAUUGGCUCAAGAUAUAGAAGCGGUUCGCUCACGUGCUGGUGCCACAACACAACAAAUCGAAGAUCAAAUCAAGUCUCUCAAACAACAGGCCGAACAACAAUCACAAGAAAUCAAGGAUAAAUCGCAAGCUGAAUGGACCAAAUUGUACAACGGUGCAAGUGAUAAAGUCAAGAAUGCUCAAGCUGAAUUACAAGAUGCUCAUCAACAAGCUCGUAAGAAGGCUCAAGAUAUUGUCAAUAGCUGGAAAUAAAAAAAAAAAAAAAAGAAAACAGCAAUUUUUUUUUUUUUUUUU
Halteromyces radiatus is the source of this 1242-nucleotide messenger RNA. RefSeq lists its product as uncharacterized. Bases 40 to 1200 code for a protein of 386 amino acids. NCBI's taxonomy places the organism in Eukaryota, Fungi, Mucoromycota, Mucoromycetes, Mucorales, Cunninghamellaceae. The record is from RefSeq and is a predicted model, not a curated record. The transcript is spliced from 3 exons.